Messenger RNA from Symbiodinium natans, 549 nucleotides. Lineage: Eukaryota; Dinophyceae; Suessiales; Symbiodiniaceae. The record is from the annotation of a GenBank genome assembly.
AUGCCGAAGCAGCAGCCGCAGUUGAAGCGCCAAGCGUCCGCGAACCCGACAAAAGCUUCCAACAAGGUGGUGGCGCUCAGUUUGGAGCACGCGCUGGAGGUGCUUCUGUCGGGGAAAAAGGUGAAGCGGCUCGAUUUGAGGUACCGGAAGAUCGGGGACGCAGGUGCUGAGCAGCUGGCGGCCGCCCUGGAAGGGAACACCUCGCUGACAAAACUGGAGUUGGACUACAAUGGCAUCACGUCCGCGGGCGUCACCCGCAUCGCCGAGGCGCUGAUCAAGAACGUGACGUUGACCCACCUGUACCUGUGCAACAACGUCAUCGACGAUGAAGGGGCUCUUCAUCUCGCGGCAGCGCUGGAGGAGAAUCGAUCGCUUGUUCAGUUUUAUUUGUCCGGAAACCGGAUCAGCACCGCCGGUGCAGAAGCGAUCUUAAACUGCAUCCGCCGGGCCAGCCUCACCAUCGACCUGGACCUGUCGCUGCAGAAGGUUCCGGAAAGUCUUCAGCGGGAGAUCAGGUUCCCAUCAUGGUUCCGCCCGGACCUCUUCUAG